GAGGAAAGCACCAGUUUACAUGCAAACCAGUGAGGAGGAAGGCAGGACAAAGUACGGGUAUUUAAAAGACAACGCGAGGCUCCAACCCGCCCGGAACUGCCCCGGCGGUAGGUGUCGCGGGAGCAGACUAGCAACGUCGGUGCUGGAGCGCUUCGGCCUCGGGAGAGCAGGUUUUAUAAACGAAGCUAACUGUUCUACUUCUAGAUUUUUUGUUUGUUUGUUCUAUAAAUCAAAACAUCUCAAAAUGGAGGCCUAAAACCCUUAAAAGGGACUUAGCCUAUUCUCUGGGAGGUAGUUUUGUGCAUGAAUAAAAAAAUUAAGUAGUUUCUUUAGUUUUUGAUAUCCAAACAAUGUUAAUUUUUAAAAUAUGAUUUAAUUGUAUGAGAUAUAACUACAAAGUAAUGAGUUUGAUUUUGAAUUUGAUUUGGGGAAUUAAAGGAGAAGUGAUUGUAGCUGGAGCAUAUUGUUGAAACACUCUUCAGAAUUGGCUAGGCAUCCUUCCAUUGGCUGCUGUGUAGAAUAGGAAGAAGCACCUGUUUUGGUAAAAAUUUAAAAAUGAAUGACAGUUAUCUAGGGCAAAGAAUUAAUAUUCUACUUUCUGCUAAAUUAGACAAAUAUGCAAAUGAGAACUUUGACAUGUUAAAAGACUUCUACAAUGACAAAGAAAUGUCAAGAACAAAACUUUUUGACAUGUACAACAAAUUUAGGGAAAGUAGGAAAGACAAACUUGAUGAUUGGUGAAGAAACUAUCCAGUGACUUCCAAGUCUAUUGAUGAUAUUUUCAGAGUCUAAAAUUUAGCUUGUUCAAAUGGUCUGUUAUCUCAGAGAAUGAUGAGAAUGAUGGCUGGGUGGUUCAAUUUUAGUAAAUGAGCAAACUUAUUCAGAAAGAAAAUUUACACAAAGCCAGUGAUGAAUACAAUAUUAUUUAAAAUAAAAUUUUUAAUUUGCCAAGACCUAAUGGUAUCACAAUGGCUAAGCAACUAUGUUCUUAAUUAUCUGUGAGGAAGUAAUUAUUAUGUCAUCAGUCUUAAAACCAUGUUUUCAGAUGUGUCAGCCAACACUUUUACUAAAUCCUUUUAUCUGUGGGAAAUCUUAGAUUGUUUUGUUCUCCCUAAUAAAAAUGAUUGUGGGAAUAUAAAUUACUUAAUUUGAGAAAGAUUUGGGAUAUGCCAUAUUUCAUUGAAUCUAAGAUGUCAUCAUUUGUAAGACACCUCAUUAUUUUAUGUAUCUCUAAGAAGUAAAAAAUGCUGCUAAAUAAAAUAUGAUAUGCCAGUAAUUGUAAGAUGUCUCUCGCUAACAGGGAUAUUCAAACAUGUGUCUUAGAAACGGUAAAAUAUGGUAAUAUACUCUUUUCCUCUUUUGAGGUAGAUAUGCUUUUUUUCUGGCCACUGAGUUUGAUAAUUUACAAAAAGCAAAAUAACCAUAAUUAGAUAUUUUGCUGUAGAACACUUAGAUGGAGCAUAGCUUUCCACCAUGAAAAGACGCUAGCUGUGUGAGUCAAACAUUUUAUCUUCAGGCUGGUGGAAUGCCACUGAAGCAUUCUAGUGGCCUAGAGAAGAUGACCUCACUGUGGAGAUGCCUGACUCUAAAUGAUGUUCUGAUGACCUAAAACACGCUACAUUUCUACAAAAACUUUUAAUUUUCAUCUUAAAUUACUAUGUGGCAUCAUGUUUACAUACAUUUGCAUAUGCAUAAAGAUUAUGCAAAGUUGCAGUUGUACUGGAAAAAAAAUAACUGUCCUUAACUGUCCCUUACAGGUUUAUCUGUAUAGGAUGUAGAAUCUCACCAUGCUGAAACCCUAAAUUCAUAAAAGGAAAAGAAUGAAAGAUUUCCUAUUCUAGGUGUUCAUCCUAGUACUGAAAUAACAAAAUCAAAAGCCAUGCACAAAACUACCUCCCCAGAGAAAGGCUAGUCCCUUUUCCUCCCCAUCCAUUUCACUAUGAACAUAGAAAAUAGCAUAUUCUUAUCAAAUUUGAUGAAAAGCACCAACAUGUCUGAAUUGAAAUAUGACUUUUCAUGUGAACUGUACCGAAUAUCUACGUAUUCAACUUUCCCCACUGGAGUUCCCAUCUCAGAAAGGAGUCUUGCUCGUGCUGGGUUUUAUUACACCGGUGUGAACGACAAGGUCAAAUGCUUCUGUUGUGGUCUGAUGCUGGAUAACUGGAAACAAGGAGACAAUGCCAUUGAAAAGCAUAAAAAACUGUAUCCUAGCUGUAGCUUUAUGCAGAGUCUAAGUUCAGUGAACGGUCUGGGAGCUACCUCUCAGCCUGCUUUUUCUUCUUCAGUAAUCAACUCGACACAUUCAUUCCUACCAAGUUUGGAAAACACUGGAUAUUUCAGUGGCUCUUACUCAAGCUUUUCAUCAAAUCCUGUAAACUCCAGUGCAAAUCAAGCUUUUUCUGCCUUGAGGACAAGCCCCUACAGCUGUGCAAUGAAUACUGAAAAAGCCAGACUACUUACUUUCCAGAUGUGGCCGUUGACUUUUCUGUCACCAACAGAUCUGGCAAAAGCAGGCUUUUACUAUAUAGGACCUGGAGACAGAGUGGCUUGCUUUGCCUGUGGUGGAAAAUUGAGCAAUUGGGAACUGAAGGAUGACGCUAUGUCAGAACACCUGAGACAUUUUCCCACCUGUCCGUUUUUAGAAAAUCAGCUUCAAGAAUCUUCGAGAUACACUGUUUCUAAUCUGAGCAUGCAGACACAGGCAGCUCGGUUUAAAACAUUCUGUAACUGGCCAUCUAGUGUGCCAGUUCAUCCUGAGCAGCUUGCAAGUGCUGGUUUUUAUUAUUUGGGUCAUAGCGAUGAUGUCAAAUGCUUUUGCUGUGACGGUGGACUGAGAUGUUGGGAAUCUGGAGAUGAUCCAUGGGUGGAACAUGCCAAGUGGUUUCCAAGGUGUGAGUACUUGAUACGAAUUAAAGGACAAGAGUUCAUAAGUCAAGUUCAAGCCAGUUACCCUCAUCUACUUGAACAGCUGUUAUCCACUUCAGACACUCCAGAAGAUGAAAAUGCAGAGUCACCAAUUAUUCGCUUUGGGCCUGUAGAAAACCAUCCAGAAGAUGCAGUCAUGAUGAAUACACGUGUGGUUAAAGCUGCUCUGGAAAUGGGCUUCAGUAGAAGGCUGGUAAAACAGACAGUUCAGAGUAAAAUCCUAAUGACUGGAGAGAAUUAUAAGACUGUCAGUGAUCUUGUAUUAGAUUUGCUUAAUGCAGAAGAUGAAAUGAGAGAAGAGGAGAAAGAAAGAGCAACCGAGGAAAAAGAAUCAGAUGAUCUAUCAUUAAUUCGGAAGAAUAGAAUGGCACUUUUUCAACAUUUGACUUGUGUGCUUCCAAUCCUGGAUAGUCUACUGACUGCCAGAGUAAUUAAUGAACAAGAACAUGAUGUUAUUAAACAGAAAAGACAGACACCUUUACAAGCAAGAGAACUGAUUGAUACCAUUUUAGUAAAAGGAAAUAGUGCAGCCACCAUAUUCAGACACUUUCUACACGAAAAUGACCCUGUGUUAUACAAGAAUUUAUUUGUGCAUCAGGACAUAAAGUAUAUUCCCACAGAAGAUGUUUCAGAUCUACCAAUGGAAGAACAAUUGAGGAGAUUGCAAGAAGAAAGAACAUGUAAAGUGUGUAUGGACAGAGAAGUGUCCGUAGUGUUUAUUCCUUGUGGUCAUCUAGUAGUAUGUAAAGAAUGUGCUCCGUCUCUAAGAAAAUGUCCUAUUUGUAGAGGUACAAUCAAGGGUACAGUUCGUACAUAUCUUUCAUGAAGAAGAUCCAAAACUUUGUCUAAACUUUUGGAAUUAAUGAACUGAAAUGGAUUAUAAUUUUAACUUUUAUACUGAUUUGGUUUCUUUUAAAACUUAUAUUUAUUUACAACUCAGAAAAAUAUAUUUUGUAUAAAUAUUAUAUAAAUAAAUUUAUAUAAAUAUUAAUAUAUAAAUAUGUAUCUAAAACAUAUGGAUAUGUUUUAGAUACCAAGAGAGUAAUAGGCUUUUGUUCUUGUGAACAAAAAAUAGAGCUAGCACUACAAACACAAUACUGAAUCAGAAUGUCAGCAUUACUGAAAUUGUAAGUGAAGUAAAUUCAAGAUUUUUGAGUUAACCUUACAGAAUUGUAAACAUUUUGGAGUUGUAUUAAGAGCCAGGAACACAGAUUCUCUGUCUUUCAAUCAUUGUCCUGUACAUAGGUCUCAAUAUUUGUUGAAUUAACUUUUCAGGGACAUGAUGACUAAGGCUGUUUUUUGUAAAGAAUUCUGUGAGGAGCAAUUUAAUAAAGUAAAAAAAAAAUUA
Molecule: messenger RNA, 4273 nt
Organism: Trichechus manatus latirostris (Florida manatee)
Lineage: Eukaryota; Metazoa; Chordata; Mammalia; Sirenia; Trichechidae
Gene: BIRC3
Product: baculoviral IAP repeat containing 3
Exons: 9
Coding region: 1940-3751 (603 amino acids)
Biological process (GO): negative regulation of apoptotic process; regulation of cell cycle; negative regulation of necroptotic process
Cellular component (GO): cytoplasm; nucleus
Molecular function (GO): ubiquitin protein ligase activity; cysteine-type endopeptidase inhibitor activity involved in apoptotic process
Source: RefSeq, a predicted model, not a curated record